AUGAAUAAGGGUAGAGAAGAGAAAUGGAGCACAGACCGUACUCGUGCUUUGGAUCAAUGUCCCCAGAAGCAAGGAGUAUGCCCAUGUGUUUCGACAAUAACACCGAAAAAACCUAAUUCAGCUCCACGUAAGAUAACCAAAGUACGAUUGAGCAAUCGACAUGAUAUAUUUGCUCACAUUCCGGGCGAAGGUCAUAAUUCGUAGGAACAUUCUAUGGUGUUAAUAAGAGGAGGUAGAGUGAAAGAUUUGCCAUGUGUGAAAUCCCAUUGUAUUCGAGGAGUCAAGGAUUUGUUGGGAACUCCAGAUCGAAGAAGGGUAUCUAAAUAUGGUGCGGAAAGACCAAAAUCGAUAUGAAUGGAGGAUGCCUCUUGAACUUCUUUUUCUCGAAAAGUCUUUCAAUUGAGUUCGUCCCACGGCUGAAGAUCAGGU
Messenger RNA from Amborella trichopoda, 429 nucleotides. Its product is annotated as small ribosomal subunit protein uS12m. Gene Ontology annotation, biological process: translation. The record is from RefSeq and is a predicted model, not a curated record. Gene Ontology annotation, cellular component: ribosome; small ribosomal subunit. Gene Ontology annotation, molecular function: structural constituent of ribosome. Lineage: Eukaryota; Viridiplantae; Streptophyta; Magnoliopsida; Amborellales; Amborellaceae.